GGCACGGGGCGGCGGAGGGGCCUCGGGACCCCGUCAGCCCCUGCGCAUCUCCGCCGCCGGAUCCUGCGCCCAGCUCUUGCGCCUCCCGUCCUCCCCCGGAAAGAAAUUCCAUCCCAGGAAAUUAGAGAAACGUGCGGCCGACCUCCAGAAAACAGGCCUUCCUCUGGAAAUGCUGCUUUCUGUCAAGCCGACUAUCAAAACACAUUAAAUAUGAAGAUUUGAUAGAAAAACGUAUAUAUAAGCCAACAGUAACCCAUAAGAUGAUUCUCUACAAUGCCUACCCCAGGAGGAAUUAUUCCACAAAUAAGGGCCCAGCGUGACAUUUAUGAGAAAGCCAGGGUCCUCCUGUGCAAAAUUGAUUGGUUCUCAGCCAACGGGCUCCCGGGCGUUGCAAACAAAGGCACCUUCUCCACUGGGACCUAUCAGAUGCAGGGCAGAGUAUUGCCUCUGCCUUUGGAACUUCAGGAAAUGCUCAACUCCUAUCUGGGCAGCACACAUCUGUGGCCAGCAAAGAGGAACCUGGCUUUGAAAAUGAAACAACUUCCUCCUCAAUUCAUUUCCAUCUUGGCCAUCUAUUGCUUCUGCAUGCUACAGAUUCCCUCCUCAGGAUUUCCUCGACCUCUAGCUGAUCCUCCAGAUGACUUGGAUAUCAUGCAGCUUGAGUGGCUGGCAUAUGGGGCAACUCUUUCUUGGCAAACUAAGGAUAAUCAAGACAUAUACAAAAGGGAUUCGAGGACUGAUGCAGGAGAUUUCACCAAGAAGGAAGGAUCACACUGCCACCUUGGGACGACCAUUUUUCCUUUUCAGGAAUUCAGUGGCAAAGAGAAACUGGAUCAGAUAAGGAAAUCGAGCAAUUAUUUUGAACAAAUGUCAAAUUUCUUUCUGUGAACAAUACUUAAAGAUAAUUCUCUUGCUCUGUAUUCUCCAGAAUAUUCAGUUGUGUAAAAAAUAAAGUAGCAUAGGCAUAACAUUUUCAUUUCUUGUUGGGAAGUCUUGGGGGAGGGAUAAGAUGUAUUUUUAAA
Molecule: messenger RNA, 1022 nt
Organism: Lynx canadensis (Canada lynx)
Lineage: Eukaryota; Metazoa; Chordata; Mammalia; Carnivora; Felidae
Gene: NMS
Product: neuromedin S
Exons: 9
Coding region: 274-888 (204 amino acids)
Source: RefSeq, a predicted model, not a curated record